Messenger RNA from Alternaria triticimaculans, 1125 nucleotides. RefSeq lists its product as uncharacterized. Lineage: Eukaryota; Fungi; Ascomycota; Dothideomycetes; Pleosporales; Pleosporaceae. The transcript has 4 exons. The record is from RefSeq and is a predicted model, not a curated record. The coding region runs from base 1 to 1125 and encodes 374 amino acids. Gene Ontology annotation, molecular function: O-methyltransferase activity.
AUGUCGAGACCAGGACUCUUGCUUAUCUACGCAAACAUGGCUGCCGAAUUCUCUCUGGCCGAGACGCCAAUCGGCAAAUACUUCGCAUCCAUGGCGGAGAUGGGCGUAUUGCGCGUCUUCGUUGAGCACGGCAUCUUCGACGCCAUUCCAGAAGAGGGAAUCUCUCUCAAAGACCUUACGGAAAAACUGAGCAUAGAGUACAAACUUCUGGAGCGCUUCACGGCCUUCUUUCUCGCUAUUGGCAUGCUGACUAGCCCGGAACCUGGCCGUGUGGCGCAUACACCGGCGUCAAAAGCAUUCACUGACCCCCGCGUCGCGCAAUUCUAUUCGUACCUUUUCGACUUCUUUAUGGGGCCAACGACGCGGUGGACAGACUACUUCGAGGCGAACGGGCUCGCUGAGCCGGCUAGAUCGAAUCGUUCGCCGGGAGGAUAUGCGCUGGGCAUGCCUGAUAAGACAGCGUAUGAAAUCAUGGCGGCGAUCCCGGGGUUGGCCACAAGGAUGAAUGGGGCGAUGGCCAUUGACGGUGAUAUUCCUGUUACGGGGGUGUAUGAUUUUGGCUGGGUAGCUGCAUUUGCCGCAGGAAAUGUCGGUUCGGAGAGGGAGCUGAUCGUUGAUGUUGCCGGAGGGAAAGGUCAGGCGUUGAAGGCUAUCUUGGAGGAGACGCCUGCCAUUCCUGCCGCCAGGUGUGUCCUGCAGGAUCAGCCGCAUGUCAUCGCUGAGGCGGAGGAAGAGCACAAAGAUUCUGCUGUUUUGGGUCCGGUGAAGAAGAUUGGGCACAGCAUCUUUGGAGAACAGCCCACCAAAGGUGCUCUCGUGUAUUACAUACGUCGCGUCCUGAACGACUGGUCCGAUCACGAAGCUCUUCAGAUUCUAAAGAACGUGCGCGCGGCUUGCGCGGACGACUCGCGCGUGUUGAUUGCUGAGUAUCUGCGCCCUGAACAGCCUAGUGUAUACACUAGCACGGUCGACAUGUUCAUCCUAAACAUCGGCGGAAAGGUGCGCAGUGAAAAGGCGUUUGCCGAGCUUGCUGCGAAGGCGGGGCUGAUGAUCGCGUCGGUGGUGAGGCAUGGAAAGACGGAGUCGGCGGUGGUUGAGAUGAUACCCCAGCCACCGCCGAUCUAG